Siniperca chuatsi (mandarin fish) is the source of this 3308-nucleotide messenger RNA. Its product is annotated as angiopoietin-related protein 2-like. The record is from RefSeq and is a predicted model, not a curated record. The transcript has 5 exons. The coding region runs from base 370 to 2034 and encodes 554 amino acids. NCBI's taxonomy places the organism in Eukaryota, Metazoa, Chordata, Actinopteri, Centrarchiformes, Sinipercidae.
UUAAUUACUUCAAGCAACAAUAAGUCGCUUACUUGUAAUCGCAGGAAGACAGAGGGAGGUCAAGUCUCUGGGAGGAAGAGAAACAGAUUCUGUCUGGGGAACAGGCGUCAGCUCUCAGUUUAGGACUCAUCAAAGGUGGAAAAAUCCUCUGUAGAUGAAUGACGUUACAGCAGGAAAACUUUGGCUGUUUGUUGCUGCUGCUUGAAUGGACACUUAGGAAAAUGUUCCAGCUGCGAUAACGUCUCUGCAGAGAAGAUUUUUUUAACAGUCCCUUAUGGUCCUCACGGAGAAUUGAUUCUUACAGCGGGUAAAGCAAAAAAUAUGAAGUUCCACUGACAAAAUAAUGGACAAACACAGAGGAAAUAUGGAAUGACUGACUGGAGAGGACUUGGAGUCAAACUUGCCAGAAAGGCAAGGGAUAUAAGGAAACAGAGACAAGUGAAAUCAUCUUGGUUCAGGUGCUAUCACUGUGCUAUGAUUCUCCCUGUGGUCAUUUUGUUGGUGCUCCUGUUGCUCUCUGGACCCAAGUGCUCUCUCCAGGGAGACACUCAGGAAAUUGGGAACAUUGAUGAGAUCCUGGAGAGAGAGUUUAUCUACGCGCCAAAACGGCAAAAACGUGCCGUGGUUGACCACAGCGCUUCCCAAACAGACAAAUGUUCUUACACCUUUAUUGUCCCUCAGCAGAAAUACAACGGGGCCAUCUGUGUAAAUUCCAAAGAGCCCGAAGCCCUGCUGGAGAACCGGGUCAAUAAGCAGGAGCUGGAGCUGCUCAACAGUGAGCUACAGAAGCAGCAACGACAGAUUGAAGCGCUGCAGCAGUUGGUAGAGGUAGAUGGGGGUGUGGUCAAUGAAGUCAAGCUACUGCGCAAAGAGAGCCGCAACAUGAACUCCCGAGUUACACAGCUCUACAUGCAGCUGCUGCAUGAGAUUAUCCGCAAACGAGACAAUGCUCUGGAGGUGUCACAGCUGGAGACCCGCAUGCUCAACCAUACAAACGAGAUGGGGAGACUAGCUGCACGCUACCGCGACCUGGAACAUAAGUACCAGCAUCUGUCAGCCCUUGCAACCAACCAGAGUGCUCUGAUGGUGCAGCUUGAGGAGAACUGUAAGAGGGGAGGAUACUUGUACGGUGUGGUGCAGGAGAGGAGCCGUCCUGUCCGCCCACAGCCUCCUGUGAUCCCUCAGCCUCCUCUGCAGAUGCCUGCAGUGUCCCCUGGAGGCUACAGACCCUACCAUCCACCUACCUACAACCGCCACACCAACAACCCCAUGACUAAUGAGAUACAGAGUGACCAGAACUCCAAAGCAUUACCACCUCCACUGCCCACAAUGCCAAGUGCUACAUACAGCUUCACAAAUGAGCCCUCUGGUCCUUUCAAAGACUGUCUAGAGACUCUGGAGGGCAGAUACACCACCAGUGGCAUGUACCUCCUGAAACCAGACAACGGCAACCGACUCAUGCAGGUUUGGUGUGACCAGACACAUGACCCUGGUGGUUGGACUGUCAUUCAGAGACGUCAGGAUGGCUCCGUCAACUUCUUUAGGAACUGGGAGACGUACAAGCAAGGGUUUGGAAACAUUGAUGGUGAAUACUGGUUAGGCCUAGAGAACAUCUACUGGCUGACCAACCAGGCCACCUACAAGCUGCUGGUGACCCUGGAAGACUGGACCGGACGCAAAACCUUUGCAGAGUACGCCAGCUUCCGUGUCGAGUCUGAGGCCAACUUCUAUACGCUGCGAGUGGGCCGAUACCAUGGCAAUGCUGGAGACUCUCUUACCUGGCACAAUGGCAAGCGGUUUACCACACUAGACAGAGACCAUGAUGUCUACACAGGUAACUGUGCUCACUACCAGAAGGGAGGAUGGUGGUAUAAUGCCUGUGCUCAUUCCAACCUGAACGGCGUGUGGUACCGUGGUGGGCAUUACCGCAGCCGUUACCAGGAUGGUGUCUACUGGGCCGAGUUUAGAGGAGGAGCUUAUUCUCUGAAGAAAGUGACCAUGAUGAUACGACCCAACGCAAACACCUUCCAUUAACACUUCAGUCAUUCAGAACUGAACAAAUUUUACUGGACAAACAUUUCCACUAAAGGGAUUCCAUUUCUCCUUGAUUUAAACUACAGCUGUCUUUGCUUUUUUUGGUUGCUUUAUAUUCAUAAUGUAGCUUCAAAUUGCAAAGGCUCAUGCAGUAUCUCAAUAGGAUACAUAUACAGAUUUAUUUUAUUCCUCCCAGAGGUUUUACACAUCUUGUUUGGGCUCAUAAAGCAAGAUUGCACAUAAAUCAACAAAAGCACACACAAACAUACAUUAAAUGGCUCUAAUAUCUUAUCUGUGUCUCUCUGAGACUGUGUCUGAAUUUCUUUGUCUGUUAUGUAUAGAAUAAAAUCCCCAUUGUGUUAAUUAUAUAUAAAUGCAAAAAAUAUAACAAAGGAAUUUAUAUUCAGAGAUCAAAACUGACUGCUGGCAAUAAACUGGUACUUUAGAUUAUUAUUGGUGCUUAUAAUACAUAUAUAUUAUGUAUGUACAGUAUAUUUUGGGAUCGAUUCUACAGGAGAGAAAUCUGGUUAUUUAUUUUGAUACAAUUUUCUAGAAGAUUUCAGUAAAUCUGAUCUGAUUUUUUGGAUUGGACAGUAAUGAGUAAAACAAUGGAUUUAAAUAUUUCUAACCACUUAGUAUGUGAACAAAGUAUUUCAAGUUCAAAUCGUCAAACAAAGUUCAACAGGUCAAAUUUUCUUGGAUCUAAAUAACAGGACUGGACUAUACAGCUACCUGUAACACUAAACACAUUUUGCAUGAUUCUUGAACUAAAUUGCAUAUGUGGAUUGUAAUCAUGCUAUAAUGUUUGAUAGGUCUUUAUAGUGAGAUAAAUGAGAUAUGAAGUCUUUGCUUCCAAUAAUGGUGCAGAAACAGCUCCUUUGAGAUGAUCGAUACAUCCUGAUCAACCAUUGAUGGGACCACUGUUUUUGAAUGAUUGUGAUGGUUUUGGUACUGAAAAUUUAAGCCUUCAAAUAUAGACAGAAUUUACAAAAACAUUUACCUGAAAGAAUAACAAUAAAAUGUGCACAUACAAUUUCAUUGCAGAUUUUCUAGGUAAAAGCAACUACAGUACACUUAAACAUAAACUAAACAGUCCAACUCAGUUUUUGCCUCUACCCACCAAAGGUUUCCUGGUCUGUUGAAAAGAUCAGUCACUGUAUUAGUGUGAAGAUACAGUAUGUACCAGGUACUCUGUGUAUAUAUAUGCUGUUUCGUUAAGAUUAUUUUUAUAGUCUCUAUGUUAUCAAUCUUGCAAUAAACUAUGUACAGUUCUG